AUGAAAAUCUCCAAGAGAAAGAAGAGAAAAGAAGAUGAUGAGCAACAUAUCAUCAAUUAUAAUAUACCCAAUGAAAUGGUAAUUGAGAUAUUAGGAAGAGUACCUUGUCAAGAUUUGCUACAAAAUUUAAAGUUGGUAUGUAAGAAAUGGUAUUCCAUUAUCUACAAUGGAAGCUUUGCCUACUCACACUUUGAAGACAAUAAUAAUAAGAAAUCAUCAUCAUUCUCUCAACUUAAGGCUCUUGUUAUUUCGACAACUGAUGGAAAAUCCGUCACUAUUUCUUCCUUGGAAUGGCAUAAUAAUUUCUUAGACCAACCAUUUGAAAACUUGAUCAUGAGUAAUUGUAAAGACUUAUUCACGGUGGAAUAUACAUCACAAUCACGUAUUGAGCAAAUGGCGUUUCACAAGGCAAAUUGUGUGAAUGGUUUUGUGUGUUUCUGGAGUACACGUCAUGCUCGUUUUCACAUUUGUAAUUCGAUGACUAUGGAAUAUGUGACAACUCCACCAAAUCCAUAUUUGUCUUCAAUUAGAGGAGAUCACAUUACCGCCGGGCUUGGAUUUUGCCCAAUUUCAUAUCAGUACAAAUUGGUCAUUUUUCAAUGUCUAUAUGAAUUUGACGUUCCUAAAUCAGAAAGGGUUAAAGGUUCAAUUUCAAGUAUUAACGGAAAUGACCAAUCAUGGAGGCCUUUAAAAUGGAUUGAUGAUUCACUUGAACCGGGUGCUAGGUCACCAGCAUGUGUUAAUGGAGUGUUAUAUUGGAGUACAAACAGUACUAGUGUUGAUUACAAUCGAGAUCUUUAUGAUACAACAAUACUUGUUGCUUUCGACGUUGCUAAGGAAGAAUCUUAUCUGAUUGAGGUACCAAUACAAAGUGAAGCACGCCAUCUAAGUAUAGAGGAAAAAGGAGGAAAGAUUUGUUUGAUAACAAAUGAACUGUGUCAUGAUUGCAGAUGUAUCUUGUUCAAGGGAUAUAUUGCUCAUAAUAUUAAUGAUCUGGAAAGCUUAAAUUCAUGGAAACUAGAGUUUAAUGUCACAAUUUAUGACAUAUAUGGCGAAUUUGGUAACCAUCACAUGAGCUUUACCAACGAGAUUUUGAUGGUUGAUACAUAUGACACCAUGUGUUUUUUCGAUGUUGCAACUGGAAGGAUAUUGGAUGAAUUUCAAACCUCCACUAGAACCGCUUCAAUUUUAAUCCCUUAUGUGCCUAGUUUCAUAUCUCUUCACCAUCGCCCCAUAAGAGAAAAAAAAUACUUAGACGCUGUGUGCGGGUUGUAA
Molecule: messenger RNA, 1275 nt
Organism: Solanum verrucosum
Lineage: Eukaryota; Viridiplantae; Streptophyta; Magnoliopsida; Solanales; Solanaceae
Product: putative F-box protein At5g52610
Exons: 1
Coding region: 1-1275 (424 amino acids)
Molecular function (GO): protein binding
Source: RefSeq, a predicted model, not a curated record